Molecule: messenger RNA, 510 nt
Organism: Protopolystoma xenopodis
Lineage: Eukaryota; Metazoa; Platyhelminthes; Monogenea; Polystomatidea; Polystomatidae
Source: the annotation of a GenBank genome assembly
CAACGCCGGAAUAAAGCUUUUCGUGGCAUUGCUCAUUUGACCAUUUGUCCCGGCCUCAAAGGAUCACUUUCAUCGUGUUCCGCUCGCUUCGUUCCGUGCAUCUUCCGCUUUUCACGCGACCUCUCGCCUCGCCCGUGCCCCGAGAGAGUUGGUGGACAGGCCACAUCUUCCCACUCGCUCCCUCUUCUGGCCGCCAGAGACCUCUUGUCAGCUCCACCUUCCCCCCCACACACACCCUCACAGGCGCUCUUGUCUCCUUCAGACUCUUGCUUUGACGAGGCUUCGCCAAAAGCCUGCAGGCACCAAAGCCUGCUUCCAGUCGGCCUCGGUCGGAGAGCCAGUUUUAAUUGGAUUCAAGCCCGGCCCCUUCCGGGCACACCCCAUCUCGGGUCGCCACGCCUGCAUCUGGCCCACCGCGAACAGACUGACAUAUUUACCGCUUGGCAACCGCUUCGGUCAAUGACGGUUGCGUCGGAAACCGGUUAUUCGCUUUGCUCCGCCCGUCGUUGA